AUGGGGUUUGAGGGCGCCACAGAUUUUGAAGCCAGUCUAUCAACUAAUGAAGCUACAUUCAAGUCGGAAUCUUUUUGGGUACAAUUACACAAUUUACCACUUGCUGCAAUGACAGAGGAGUUGGGUAAGCUUAUUGGAUCAGGCAUGGGUAAGGUUCUCAAAGUAGAGUUUUUAGUACACUAUACCAUUCCAUUCUGUUUCGCUUCAAAAUCUAGUUAUUCCGAUCAAAUUCUGGUCAUUUUGGCUAGAAUUAGCAUUUCAGUCUCCGUUCUGUUUCGGAUUGUUUUGUAA
Messenger RNA from Carya illinoinensis, 291 nucleotides. RefSeq lists its product as uncharacterized. The record is from RefSeq and is a predicted model, not a curated record. The transcript is spliced from 3 exons. Bases 1 to 291 code for a protein of 96 amino acids. NCBI's taxonomy places the organism in Eukaryota, Viridiplantae, Streptophyta, Magnoliopsida, Fagales, Juglandaceae.